CCCCGGUGACCCUGGACCCCGACACCGCCCACCCCGAGCUGGUGCUGUCGGAGGACGGGAAGAGCGUCCGGCGCCGCGGGGCCGGACCCGCCCGGAACCUCCCGGACACCCCGGAACGCUUCGACUACUGGCCCUUCGUGCUGGGCCAGCCCGGCUUCGCCUCCGGCCGCCACUGCUGGGCCGUGGACGUGGGCGACGGCGGCGACUGGGCCGUGGGGGUGGCCCGGGACUCGGUGGCCAGGAAGGGCCGGCUGCCCUUGGGCCCCCAGGGCGGGAUUUGGGGCCUGGAGCGCUGGGGGGGGCAGCUGAGGGCGCUGACCCCCCGAAAAGUGACCCCCCUGCCCCUGCGCCGGGUGCCCCGCAGGGUCAGCGUCCACCUCGACUACCCCGCGGGCACCGUGGCCUUCUUCGACGCCGAGGGGGGGGGAGCAGGGGGGGGGCUCCUCUUCCUCUUCUCCAGGGCGGGAUUCGCCGGGGAGAGGGUCCGGCCCUGGCUCUGGGUGGUGGGGGUCAGGUCCCAGCUGAGGAUCUGCCCCUGA
This is a messenger RNA of Corapipo altera (White-ruffed manakin), 539 nucleotides long. RefSeq names its product butyrophilin subfamily 1 member A1-like. Gene Ontology annotation, molecular function: protein binding. The transcript has a single exon. NCBI's taxonomy places the organism in Eukaryota, Metazoa, Chordata, Aves, Passeriformes, Pipridae. The annotation marks the transcript as partial. The record is from RefSeq and is a predicted model, not a curated record.